Molecule: messenger RNA, 408 nt
Organism: Fonsecaea nubica
Lineage: Eukaryota; Fungi; Ascomycota; Eurotiomycetes; Chaetothyriales; Herpotrichiellaceae
Exons: 1
Coding region: 1-408 (135 amino acids)
Biological process (GO): translational initiation
Cellular component (GO): nucleus
Molecular function (GO): translation initiation factor activity; RNA binding
Source: RefSeq, a predicted model, not a curated record
AUGUCGCGCCGUAAGACCCGCACUACCGCCGAAGAGACUCUGACUCCUCCGGACUCUCUGGCUCCCGGCCAACUGAUUGCCCGGGUUGUCAAGGCCAACGGCAAAGACCUCUACACUGUCCAGGCCCCCGACUCGUCCACGUUUCUCGUCGAACUCGAAGCCCGUUUCAGAUCGACCAUCUUCGUCAAGCGCGGUGGCUACGUUUUGGUUGACACGACCACCACGGCUGACCGAGACAACAAGAUCCAAGGCGAAAUCGUGAAUAUUGUUGGCGAUGAAAAGUCCUGGAGGAAACAACCGUUUUGGCCGCAAGAGUUUGUAAAGAAGACCACAUUGGUAGACAGCGAUGACGAGGACUCGCGGAUGGGGAAACUGCCGCCUUCGGACAGUGAAGACGAAAGUGAAUGA